AUGGACGCCGUGCCGUUCUACCAGCGGUGUGUUGUGGUUUGCCCCUCCACCAUGUCCGAUGACCGCGCAGCUUCGUUGCUGGGUCGUGCGCGAGAGCACUUGCCUUCAGCGCAUUUGGCACCGCUGCGCAGACGCAGCCGUGGUGUGGCGGGGUUCUCGGCGUCCUCUGAUAAGGGGAGCGGCGCCGUGCAGAUUACAGCCAGCACACUGCCUCCAUUUGUUUCGCCAUUGGAAAGCGUUCCGCCGCACUCCCUCGACCUCGUAGUGUUUGCCGCCAACGUGUUCGGGGAGGAGAUGCUGCACGACGCACCGUGGCACAUGUCGCUCGCCCACCGCUGCCUUCAGCCACACGGAGUCGUCGCCAUCAUGGGCUACACACCGCGGGUCCGGGUGGCAGCCCCAGAGAUGGAGCACAGGGAUGCAGAUGACUUUCUGGAGGAUCUGGGGCGCCGGGCACGCGAGGUGUCGGAGGCAGCGGAUUCCCAACAGCACGGCGCUGCAUUGCGGCGAGCUGUGGAAAUCAGCAGCAGUUUGGAUGUGGGGCACGCAGAUACCUAUUUUCCAUUCCCCUCGACUAGGCGUCGGUGGUUUGUUUCGGAGUACGCCGCAACUUCCGCGCAGCUGGCAGCGUCAUACAGGGCACUACCAGAAUAUCAAUUACUCUCCGCUGGGACACGCCUUCGCAACUCGCCAUUUUGUGAAGAGAACAUUGGAGAGGCCGAGAAUGAUGACGAUGCGGUGAAUGUUUCUCGCCGACGAAGCUACGUGGACCCUCUCGAAGCCUUGCAAGGUUGUUUGCAGGCACGUGAAAUGACGCAAGGGUCAGGGAAGUUUGUUCCGGCUCCGCUGAGGAUUCACGUACGACAUUUUGUUGUUACAUGCAGCGCCCGUUCAGUGAAUGCCCCGAUCGAGGCUCACCAGUUUCCACCUGCUCAGAGGCACCAGCCACAGUUAAAGUAG
Trypanosoma grayi is the source of this 960-nucleotide messenger RNA. RefSeq lists its product as hypothetical. Bases 1 to 960 code for a protein of 319 amino acids. The transcript has a single exon. The record is from RefSeq and is a predicted model, not a curated record. NCBI's taxonomy places the organism in Eukaryota, Euglenozoa, Kinetoplastea, Trypanosomatida, Trypanosomatidae.